CCGGGGAGCCGGGGAGCCGGGGAGCCGGGGAGCCGGGCGGCGGGCCGGCGCCGCGUCCGGGCGAGUCCGGGGCAGGAAGGCGGCCGCAGCGGAGGGCAGAGGGCAGAGGGCGGAGAGCGGCCUGGCCCGCGGAGAGCCCCGCCCGGACGCAGCCGGCCGCUGGGCGCGCACCCGGUCGGCCCGGAGUCCGGAGCGAGUCGCCGGCCGACGGCGGGGGGCGUGCCCCUCCCAGCCCCGCGCCGGCCGCUGCGCGGCGGGGCAUGUGAGCGGGAAGCCGGGCUGCGGCGCAGGGCGACGGCGGAGCAGCAGCGGCAGCGGCAGCGGCAGCGGCAGCGCGGAGCCCGGAGCCCCGAGCGCGGCGCCCGGCUGAGUAGUUUCUCAGGUGGCUGUGAGGUGAGGUGAGGCCAAGAAGAGAACGUGGUUCGGAGGGGAUGCCGGGAGAGGCGGCGGGGACAGUCGUCGGGGUGCCCUGGCCAGCUGGGCAGACAGCUUCCUCGUAGCCCCGAGUGAGAGAGCGGCAGAGAGAGCAGCAGUGACCCUUGGAUUUCUUUCAGGAUGUCCAUGAGGAGCCCCGGCUCUGCCCAGCUGGCCCUGGAUGGCGGUGGCACCAUGGUGAACUGUGCCGUCAAGUCCGAGGGGAAGCAGGAGCCCUGCCGCGAGGCCCCCCCGGGCUCGGCUGCCACAGCUGACCCCCAGCCCGGAGACCCAGCCCGAGCCGCCCAGGAUGGUGAUGACCCCCGAGCUCUAGCCCAGGAUUGCAGCUCACCAGAGAGCAAUGUGUCCCCUGAGCCCAAGAGACCAGGCGACUCUGAGGCUGCUUCUGGGAGCCAGGAGAAGCUGGACUUCAACCGAAAUCUAAAGGAGGUUGUGCCGGCCAUCGAGAAGCUGCUGUCCAGUGACUGGAAGGAGAGGUUUCUGGGAAGAAGCUCCGUGGAAACAAAAGAUGUCAAAGGGACCCAGGAGAGCCUGGCCGAGAAGGAGCUCCAGCUUCUGGUCAUGAUCCAUCAGCUGUCCACCCUGCGGGACCAGCUCCUCACCGCCCACUCGGAGCAGAAGAACAUGGCUGCCAUGCUGUUCGAGAAACAGCAGCAGCAGAUGGAGCUGGCCCGGCAGCAGCAGGAGCAGAUCGCGAAGCAGCAGCAACAGCUAAUUCAGCAGCAGCACAAAAUCAAUGUCCUUCAGCAGCAGAUCCAGCAGGUCAAUAUGCCUUAUGUCAUGAUCCCAGCCUUCCCCCCAAGCCACCAGCCUCUCCCUGUCACCCCUGACUCCCAGCUAGCUUUGCCCAUCCAGCCAAUCCCUUGCAAACCAGUGGAGUAUCCGCUCCAGCUGCUGCACAGCCCCCAGGCCCCGGCUGUGAAGAGGCCUGGGGCCAUGGCCGCCCACCACCCACUGCAGGAACCCUCCCAGCCCCUGAACCUCACAGCCAAGCCCAAGGUCCUCGAGCUGCCCAACACCUCUAGCUCCCCCAGCUUGAAGAUGAGCAACUGUGGACCCCGCCCUCCCAGCCAUGGGGCUCCCACACGGGACCUGCAGUCCAGCCCCCCCAGCCUGCCUUUGGGCUUCCUCGGUGAAGGGGACGCUGUCACCAAGGCCAUCCAGGAUGCUCGGCAGCUGCUGCACAGCCACAGCGGGGCCUUGGACAGCUCCCCCAACACGCCCUUCCGGAAGGACCUCAUCAGCCUGGACAUGUCCCCAGUCAAGGAGCGACUGGAGGAGACCUGUGUGCACCCCCUGGAGGAAGUCAUGCUGGGCUGUGAUGUGGACGGCUCCCGCCACUUCCCCGAGUCCCGGAACAGCAGCCACAUCAAGAGGCCCAUGAACGCCUUCAUGGUGUGGGCCAAGGACGAGCGCAGGAAGAUCCUGCAGGCCUUCCCGGACAUGCACAACUCCAGCAUCAGCAAGAUCCUCGGCUCCCGCUGGAAGUCCAUGACCAACCAGGAGAAGCAGCCCUACUACGAGGAGCAGGCCCGGCUGAGCCGGCAGCACCUGGAGAAGUACCCCGACUACAAGUACAAGCCGCGGCCCAAGCGCACCUGCAUCGUGGAGGGCAAACGGCUGCGGGUGGGCGAGUACAAGGCCCUGAUGAGGACCCGGCGCCAGGAUGCCCGCCAGAGCUACCUGACCCCCUCGCAGGCAGACCAGGUGCAGAUGAGCGCCCCGGAAGUGCUGUUCCCUCGGGUGGCACAGCCCCCGGCGGAGCACUGUGUGCCCCGAGGCCUGGACCCCAGCAUGCCCGUCAUCGUGAACACCUGCAGCCUCAGGGAGGAGGCCGAGGCCGCGGAGGACAGGCACUCGGUGGCCGACGGCGAGAUGUACCGGUACAGCGAGGACGAGGACUCGGAGGGCCAGGAGAAGAGUGACGGGGAGCUGGUGGUGCUCACAGACUGAGCUGGGGAGACCUGGCCUCGGGCAGGGGCACAGCCAGCUCACCUGGACUCUGUUGGUACUUGGACUUGGGUGGCUGGACUUGGGUGUCCUGGUAGACACAGGCCCCCUCCCCACCACGCCUGCUGGCAUGGCCACAUGGCAGGGCCCGCAUGGUGGUGAUGGCUGAGCUCCUGGGUCUUCGGGGCUCAUGGCCAGGGGACACUGUAUGAUCCUCCCCUCCGGCAGGUCUACCCCCCUGGGGGCAUGGCAGCUUCAGACCCACCUCCCUGGAGCCACUCGCUUUGUUUCCAUUCUUGUCCUGGCUGGCCAGCCACCAUGGGACCAACGCCCCCCCCCCCCCCCCCCCCCCCCCC
Molecule: messenger RNA, 2741 nt
Organism: Myotis myotis
Lineage: Eukaryota; Metazoa; Chordata; Mammalia; Chiroptera; Vespertilionidae
Gene: SOX13
Product: SRY-box transcription factor 13
Exons: 15
Coding region: 556-2388 (610 amino acids)
Biological process (GO): regulation of transcription by RNA polymerase II; cell fate commitment
Cellular component (GO): nucleus
Molecular function (GO): DNA-binding transcription factor activity, RNA polymerase II-specific; RNA polymerase II cis-regulatory region sequence-specific DNA binding
Source: RefSeq, a predicted model, not a curated record